Molecule: messenger RNA, 522 nt
Organism: Botrytis fragariae
Lineage: Eukaryota; Fungi; Ascomycota; Leotiomycetes; Helotiales; Sclerotiniaceae
Product: putative feruloyl esterase b protein
Exons: 3
Coding region: 1-522 (173 amino acids)
Source: RefSeq, a predicted model, not a curated record
AUGCCUCUCUAUAUCCCUCCAUCGCUGCGGAUAUUGUUGCUCACGCUCCUCACGAGUCGCAGAACAGAACAGGCGCAGACUGUACAGAACAUACACUCGAACUACACUAUAAACGGUCAAUUCACGUUCCCAGGCUUGGAAAUUGGAUCUGAAAGCGAAUGGAAUGUGUUGUUAUCUGGUCCUGAGCCCGCACCACUGGGUUUCCAGUACAUCCAGGACAUGUUGCUUGAUGAUCCCCAGUGGUCGUGGCAAAACUAUACAGACUCCCUUGUUUCCUUGGCCGAUGACGAAAACCCUAGAAAUAUCACUGCCGACGACUUCGCCGCCAUGUCCCAGUAUUUUUCAAACAGGGGUAAAGUGCUCAUGUACCACGGAAUGGCCGACGGGUUGAUUCCAACUGGUAGCUCGACAUACUUUUACGAGUCAGUCGCCCGUGAAUUUGCAGGACACAGCAGCAUCUUUAAGACUAUAUUUCAAACAAGACGCUGUCUUUAUGAAUUUACGAUCGCGGGGUUUCAAUAG